Messenger RNA from Lecanosticta acicola, 1779 nucleotides. The record is from the annotation of a GenBank genome assembly. Lineage: Eukaryota; Fungi; Ascomycota; Dothideomycetes; Mycosphaerellales; Mycosphaerellaceae.
AUGCAGUCCUACCGCCAAUACCACCGCAUCCGAGCCGCGGUCGAGGCACAGGCUCAGACUGGCAGGAUUGUGAAUCUGAGUAAUGAGAAAACGAGUGUCCUGGAUGAUGACUCGCAGUCUUCGAGGAGUAAUCUGACAACUACGACGGUGCGAAACUCUCAAGAGAGACGUGAAAAUGAAGAAGCUAUUAUCGUUGGCUGGGAUGGAGUUAAUGACCCUUUGAAUCCUCGGAAUUGGUCGAUAUGGAGAAGAGCUGCUGUUUUCGGGGUGUUGUGGAUUAAUGUGUAAGUGGUGGCGAGAUAGAAGACGUGUGGAGAAGGAUCACUGAGGAUUGUGUGCUACAGGUUUGCGGUCGACUGGGCUUCCGCAGCAGAUGGCCAAGCGGGUGGGAGAAUUGCUCAAGUUUUCCACGUGAGCGAAGAAGCGGAAUCUCUCUCUUCUUCCCUCUAUACUUUCGGCAUAGCACUUGGCUCUCUCUUCGCGGGUCCCAUCGCCGAAACCGUGGGACGAAAUCCGGUCUAUGUCGUCUCGAGAUGUUUUCAUGUCUUCUGGCUCGUCGGCGCAGCUCUGGCACCCAAUUUCGGCGCGCAAUGUAUCUUCAGAUUUUUGGCGGGUCUUUCGGGCAGCAUCCUACUCGCUAUCCAUGCGGCCAGUACGGCAGACAUCUACGGCCCGGUAUAUCGAACUUUGGCAUGGCCCAUCAUUGCAAUCGCGAGUUUUUUCGGAACCUCGUUUGCUCCUAUCCCGGGGGCUUGGAUCUAUCAAGCUGGAGAGAGUAUGGGUUGGGGACCGGUCAGCAUUGAUUGGAGAUGGGCGGAUUGGAUUCCCGUGAUCCUUUCCGCAUCGACUUUGAUCUUGACUCUGUUGUUCCUGCCGGAGACUUUCAGUCCGAUCUUGUUGACUUGGCGGGCGAAGCAUCUGAGAGACGUCACAGGAGAUGGAAGAUUUUUGUCGGAGAUGGAUUUGCAGAAGACGGUGGUACAUCGGCUGAAGAUUGCAUUACUGAGGGCUUUCCACAUGAUUACCCGGGAGCCCAUCGUUCUGUUGCUGGGCGGGUGGCUGGUCUUGGAAUACAUUGUUGUCUUUGGGCUGUUGCAGGGGAUGUCGUAUAUCUUCGGGGAUACCUACGGGUUCGACCGCGGGCUGAUUGGGACUUGCUUUGUGGCGAUUGGGAUUGGAGCUGCGAUCUGGACUUCUAUGGUUCCGUUCUAUUACCACGCGUACAAGAAAAAGGUGGAAAAGCUGCACGAGGGGAUUACGGGGAAACAGCGAAGGCACAGUCUCGUUCGCGCGGCGAAUCUGCCCGGCCAGGAUCUUCCGGACCCGGAGUAUCGACUCUGGUCCGCUCUCCUCGCGGCCCCGGCGUUUCCCAUCUCUCUCUUCUGGCUCGGCUGGACGAAUUACCCUUCCAUUUCCCCCUGGAGCAGUCUCGGCGCUAUCGUUCUUCUCGGUUUCUCGUGGGCUGGAGUCUACGUCACGGUCUACCAUUACCUUCUAGAUACGUAUGGGAUCUACGCCGGGAGUUCGCUUGCUAUCGUCACGUGCUGGCGGUACCUGGCAUCGGGGUUUAUCAAUCUGGUGAGCAGGCCGAUGUACGAUGGCAUGGGUGUGCACUGGGUCAUGACGAUGUUGGGCUGUAUCGCGGUGCUGCAGAUGCCCCUGCCGAUUGUGUUUUACUUCUACGGGGAGCGGAUCCGGAAGGGAAGUGCGUUUGCGAAGAGGUAUGCGAGACCUGAGAAUUCUCGGGAGAGGAUUGGACGGGCGUUGGAGUGGAAGUGA